AUGCCAGGGCAACCUGGCCAGGCAGCUGGAAGCACAGCUCAGGCCCGUAGCCCAAAUGCUGACGCUACCUCGCCUGUCGGCUUCGGAGUCCGCUGGCGCAGGAGGUACGACUUCACGCACGUCACUUCAAGCCCUCAUUAUCUGCAGUCAAACGGGCUUGCGGAAAAAGGUGUGCAGGUUGCGAAGCGCAUCUUGAAAAAAACUGCAGGUUCGGGCGACGAUUUCUGGCUGGGCCUGCUGGUCUGCCGCUCUACCCCACUGGAGUACGGGCGAUCCCCUGGUGAGCUACUUCAAGGAAGGCGCCUUCGCGCCAAUCUCGCCGACUUCAGUGCGGUGACCGCAACCGACGUCGAGAAGCACAGCCAGGCCCAAGGGGGAAGACCUUUGCCUCCUCUGCAGAAUGGUGUCGUCGUGAGGCUCAGAGACGCUGCAUGGCCCCGAAAAGCUCAAGUGGUGGGUUCGCCAUAUCCAAGGGCCUACUUUGUCAAAACAGAGGACCAGAAGCUGCUAAGGCGCAGUCGUCGUAACCUACUUCAAACUGGCGAACGGUUCGUCGAGGAAAGCGACGGCGACAUUGAUACCAGCCCUGCGGACAACAGUGUUGGUGGCCAUCCGACAGUGGCAACCUCAACCUCGCCAGCCAACGGCCGACGUCGCGAAGUUCCGAGGUCGGGCGACCCUUCGCCACUUGUGGUGCGUCAGUCAACUCCACCACCGACGCCAGCUUUGAGAAGGUCGGCUCGAACCGUGAAGCCACCACAGCGUCUUCAUUAUGACAAGGACUUUAAACCAGUGUUUGAUAUCUUUUUUUGA
This is a messenger RNA of Rhipicephalus sanguineus (brown dog tick), 813 nucleotides long. RefSeq lists its product as uncharacterized. Gene Ontology annotation, molecular function: nucleic acid binding. The coding region runs from base 1 to 813 and encodes 270 amino acids. NCBI's taxonomy places the organism in Eukaryota, Metazoa, Arthropoda, Arachnida, Ixodida, Ixodidae. The record is from RefSeq and is a predicted model, not a curated record. The transcript has 2 exons.